GCCAUGGCGGCGGUGCUUUGGGGCCGGUGCCUCUCUCGGGCGUGGCUCUGCAGGAAAGCCGGGCAGAGAUGCGGCCGGUACUACCGCGCAGCGCUUUGCGCCGAGCUGAAGAAGUCCUUGACCAUUGACGAAGUGGCCCCCCGCCCCGUUAGGCCUCACGAGGUCAGAGUUGAUGUCCAUUUCUGUGGAGUUAACUUUGCUGAUAUUUUGGUCUGCCGUGGUCAAUAUCAGGAAAGGCCCCAUCUUCCUUUCACACCUGGAAUGGAGUUUUCUGGGACAGUAUUGGAGACAGGCACAGAUGUCAGCACAGUGAAAGAGGGAGAUCGAGUUAUUGGUGUGAGUGGCCUUAAUGCUAUGGCUGAGGAGUGCAUCACCGACCAGAAGAGCCUCUGGCAGAUUCCAGAAAAGGUCUCCUUAAGAGAAGCUGCUACCCUACCUAUAUCUUACAGCACUGCUAUUUUGGCACUUGAGCAUCGGGCCUGCACACAGCCCGGAGAAACUGUUUUAGUGACAGCAGCAGCCGGAGCCACAGGCCUCGCAGUGAUAGAUGUGGCAACAAACAUUCUUCAGGCAAAGGUAAUAGCUGUUGCCGGAAGCGAUGAGAAGUGCAAGCUGGCGAUGCAAAGAGGUGCCCAGUUUGGCAUGAACUACAACCAAGGCAGCCUGAAGGAGGCAGUGAGGAAGCUGGUGGGGAGCGAUGGGAUAGAUGUGGCCAUCGACAUGGUGGGAGGAGAUGUCUUCCUGGAGUCUCUCCGCAGCCUGGCAUGGGAGGGCAGGAUUGUGGUGGUCGGAUUUGCAGGAGGAAACAUUGCUUCUGUGCCAGCCAACCUUCUACUCCUGAAGAAUGUCUCUGCCAUGGGCAUAUACUGUGGUCGAUACAAAGAUAAGAACUUUCCUGUCUUCUCCAAGAGCCUAUCCUCGGCUCUUCAGUACUGCCAGCAAGGGCGCAUCCAGCCAUAUGUCGGAACGGUUUUCAAGCUAGAGGAGAUCAAUGAUGCCUUCCAUCAUGUGACAGAGCGCAAAACCAUGGGCAAGGUGCUUCUCUCUUUAAAAUAAACCCUCAUCUCAGCAGCAAACUCAGUAUGUCCAAAUUCAAACUCAUCGUCUUCCCCCCCCCAAAACCCUGAUUUCCCUUCUGUGUUUCCAAAAUGUUACCAAGUUUCUUACUAAUCCAGGUGUAAAAUCUUAAGAGUCACCUUUGAUUCUGUUUUUCUAUUGCUUCUAAUUUAGUUUGAUAACAUAGUUUAUUGUCCAAACUUGUACUUUUUUGAGAAUAAAAGGUACUACUAAUAACUACAUCAGGAAAAGAUGUCCCAGGCAAACCAGGAUAUAUGGCCACCCUACUCAUAAUGCAGCAGUCACCAAGUUCUCUCAUUCCAAUUUCUAAGAUACAUCUCACCUCCAAAUCUCUUUUCUAUAUGACUAAUUGCGUCUCAUCAGCUAUCUCCAGUGACCUUCUGUCUUUCCUUCCUUUAAACUAUCCCACCCCCUCCAUCCUUAUUAUGCAUUAUUGCUGUGGUGAUCUUCCUAAAGCAGAGUUCUGACCGUGUCUCAUGUCAGAAAACCUACAGUGGCUCACCAUGGCCUACAUCAAGGAAUCAGAUUCCUUGAGCUGGCAUUUCAUUACAGCCAUGAUUUUGCCCUGCUCUACUUCCCAGCUUUAUUCUCUGCAACUCCACUGGUGCCUAAGUAGACAGUCUUACAGUGGGCUCUCCUUCCUUUGCUCAUGCAUUUCCUCUGUGCUUCAUCUCUGUCAAACCUAAGCCUUCCUGACCUCUAAGACCUACCUUGGCCAUGUGCCUUUACCCUUGGGAGAGUGGUGUCUCUUCUUCUCUUCUACCUUCCUGUAGCUUCUCCUCCAAGAUUUGUCUCUUUUUGCCUUGAACCAUAGAGAACAACAUAUGUAGUGGAUUGAACACAGUUUUUGAAUCCAAGGUGUGGGUUCGAAUCUCAAACUCACCACUUUAGGUUAUUUAAGAUUUCUGUAGCUUUAUUUUUCUCGCAGUAAAGGGGACAUUAUGAUAUCUUCCUCACAAAGUUUUUGGGUAAGCAAUUAGCAAAUGCUAGUUACUUUCACUUCUUUCUCUUCUUCUUUUUUUUUUUUUU
Molecule: messenger RNA, 2106 nt
Organism: Otolemur garnettii (small-eared galago)
Lineage: Eukaryota; Metazoa; Chordata; Mammalia; Primates; Galagidae
Product: quinone oxidoreductase-like protein 2
Exons: 10
Coding region: 4-1056 (350 amino acids)
Cellular component (GO): mitochondrion
Molecular function (GO): oxidoreductase activity
Source: RefSeq, a predicted model, not a curated record